This is a messenger RNA of Spea bombifrons (plains spadefoot toad), 1584 nucleotides long. Its product is annotated as alkaline phosphatase, tissue-nonspecific isozyme-like. Gene Ontology annotation, biological process: dephosphorylation. The transcript has 11 exons. Gene Ontology annotation, cellular component: plasma membrane. Bases 1 to 1584 code for a protein of 527 amino acids. The record is from RefSeq and is a predicted model, not a curated record. Lineage: Eukaryota; Metazoa; Chordata; Amphibia; Anura; Pelobatidae. Gene Ontology annotation, molecular function: alkaline phosphatase activity.
AUGGUGCUCUCCUUGUUAAUACUUCUGGCCAUGGUGGAGAUGUCCUCAUCGUCCUCAUUCCCAGAUCGAGAGAAGGACCCUCAGUACUGGAGAGACCAGGCCCAGCGGACCCUACAGCAGUCUUUAAAACUCCAAAAACUAAACACAAACACAGCAAAAAACCUGAUUAUAUUCCUCGGAGACGGAAUGGGGGUCUCCACUGUCACGGCGGCCCGAAUACUGAAGGGACAGCUGGCCGGAGAGAGCGGGGAAGAAACCCAGCUGGAAAUGGAAAAAUUCCCAUUCGUGGCCCUGUCCAAAACAUAUAACACGGACGCUCAGGUGCCAGACAGUGCCGGUACUGCCACCGCGUUCCUGUGUGGGGUAAAAACCAAUAAAGGAACCCUGGGGGUCAGCGCAGCCACGGAGCUCGGAAACUGCAGGUCGUCCAAAGGGAACGAGGUCCGAUCCAUCCUCAGAUGGGCAAAGGAUGCAGGGAAGUCGGUUGGGGUGGUGACCACAACACGCGUGACCCACGCCACUCCGGCUGCUGCCUACGCACACAGCGCAGACAGAGACUGGUACUCAGACAGCGACAUGCCACCGGAGGCCAUUGCUGAGGGCUGCAAGGACAUCGCCUGGCAACUGGUGGAAAAUGUACCCGACAUUGAGGUGAUCCUUGGAGGGGGGAGGAAAUACAUGUUCCCGUGGGGGACCCCGGAUGUAGAGUUUCCGGAUGAUCCCAGGUCCAACGGUACAAGGCUUGAUGGACAGAAUCUGGUCAAAGCGUGGGAAGAGAAAAAAGACCCAAACAAGGUGUCACGCUACGUCUGGACCCGCAGUCAACUGAUAAAUCUGGACCCCAACAAUGUGGAUUAUCUGCUGGGUCUCUUCGAACCCGGCGACCUGCGCUACGAGCUGGAGAGAAGGAACUCCACGGACCCCUCGCUGUCCGAGAUGGUGCAUCACGCCAUCCAGAUCCUGCAGCGGAACCCGCAGGGGUUUUUCCUUCUGGUGGAAGGGGGCAGGAUAGACCACGCCCACCAUGCGGGUAAGGCCAGCCUAUCACUGCACGAGGCUGUGGAGAUGGACAGGGCCAUCGAGGUGGCAGGAGAUCUGACCUCAGAGGAGGACACCCUGACCGUGGUGACCGCCGACCACUCCCAUGUCUUUACCCUUGGCGGAUACCCCCCUCGCGGGAACCCUGUAUUAGGUCUGGCUGCUGCAUUAAGUGACGUUGAUGGAAAACCGUACACCGCCAUCUUGUACGGAAACGGACCAGGGUUCAAACUGGCGGGAGGCUCACGGGAAAAUAUCUCAGGAGUGGAUACUACUGUUCCCGAUUAUCGUGCCCAGUCAGCAGUGCCACUGGAAUCAGAAACCCAUGGUGGCGAGGACGUGGCCAUCUUUGCCAAGGGCCCAAUGGCGCAUCUCUUUCACAGUGUACAUGAGCAAAAUUAUAUUCCGUUUGUAAUGGCGUACGCAGCUUGUAUUGAUGAGAACAAGGAGCACUGUGCGGAAAGUAACGUCACCGCUGACUCCGCCUCGGUCCUCGCGCAUUCCUUUACUUACCUCGUAGUACUCGUGAUGUUGCUCGUUCUCUGA